AUGUCUACUCCAGCAGACGACCCACGUGAUGCGUCUCUCGAGACCAGCCUGACCCUGCCAGAGACGUGGCAGGUCGAGUCAGUCGAUCCCUUGGGGCAGGGAAUGAUGUUUGUGUCUGGUCUGAUCAUGGUGACUCGGAACCGAUUCCUCGCGUGGCCGUCCCUUGUGCUCUCCAUCAACAGUGUCAUCAACCAGCACCCCCUGCGCACGAAGGAGGGCGCACAGAGCACCGUCAGCAUCCUCUUGCUCGGUGUGGGCGCGCUCCUCGCCUCGUACAUGCCUCUGUUCCUUAUUUCUGGUGCCCAGAAGAUGUCUACACCUCUUACACCCUAA
Epithele typhae is the source of this 333-nucleotide messenger RNA. RefSeq lists its product as uncharacterized. The transcript is spliced from 5 exons. The coding region runs from base 1 to 333 and encodes 110 amino acids. The record is from RefSeq and is a predicted model, not a curated record. Gene Ontology annotation, molecular function: protein folding chaperone. Lineage: Eukaryota; Fungi; Basidiomycota; Agaricomycetes; Polyporales; Epitheliaceae. Gene Ontology annotation, cellular component: endoplasmic reticulum membrane. Gene Ontology annotation, biological process: protein insertion into ER membrane.